Molecule: messenger RNA, 369 nt
Organism: Effrenium voratum
Lineage: Eukaryota; Dinophyceae; Suessiales; Symbiodiniaceae
Source: the annotation of a GenBank genome assembly
AUGACGCGCAUCCUCGUCGAGGUGCUGGGCGCCGAAGAGGUCUACGCAAGCGGCGAGGAAACGUUCUCGCUGUCGCGCGAGAAGUUCUUUCUGGCCGGAGGCGUCUGGAUCGCGAUCAUGGAGGGCGAGCGCCGGUGCGAGCGCAGCUACGACCAUGUCGCCUUCAAGAUUGACGAGGCCGAUUUCGAUGCCUGCGUGGAGCGCGUCCGCCGACUGGGCCUCGACAUGAAGCCGCCGCGCCCCCGCGUUCCCGGCGAAGGCCGCUCAAUCUACUUCUACGACGAGGACGACCACAUGUUCGAGCUUCAUACGGGUACGCUGGCCGAACGUCUGGCGCGCUACGCGAAGGGAAGAAGGGCCGCUGAAUGA